Messenger RNA from Harpegnathos saltator (Jerdon's jumping ant), 3394 nucleotides. Its product is annotated as lachesin. The record is from RefSeq and is a predicted model, not a curated record. Bases 356 to 1792 code for a protein of 478 amino acids. The transcript has 9 exons. Lineage: Eukaryota; Metazoa; Arthropoda; Insecta; Hymenoptera; Formicidae. Gene Ontology annotation, cellular component: neuron projection.
CUGCGGACCUGCGCUAUGCGAGUCGAGCGUCCCGUCACGGCGAGCGUCCCGACGCCGCUCUCUCGACUCGCUCGACGACGCGGCCAGCUCGACGCAGUCAGUACACGCGUCCCGACGCCCGGGGAUGCGUCCACCGGUGGUAGUGUAGCUUCGUUUCGCGCGAGCCUCUCGGACGGAGCGGGUGACGUUUCGCCGUGGGAAAAAAGAUUCGUGCAAAGUCCGCGGCGGGUUCAAUCACAGAGGGACGGAGGAAAAAAAGUGCGCGAACUUGGGGGACGUUAAAAGAGGGAUUCGCGCGCGUAUGGCGCGUCGUGUCACACUCUCGCCAGUAUAAUGCUACACUUUUUUCGCGAGAAUGAGGGUGGCACGGCUAUUACUGUGCUGCGUACUUCUCGAAGACUACAGCACCAAUCUCGGCGGAACGGCAAUUACCAGUGACGCUAUGCGCCAGGACGGUGCAUCCUCGUCCGCGACGAAUCCGACGCUAUCAGAUGUGCCGAGUUUCUCCGAGCCGAUCGGCAACGUGACCGCCGCCAUCGGCAAAGAGGUCGCCCUCUCCUGCACCAUCAGAAAAGUGGGGAAUUACAAGGUGGGAUGGCUACGCGCCGAGGACCAGACGAUAUUGUCGAUGGGCGAGCGCCGGGUCACCCACUCGCCCCGGUUCUUCGUCACCCUGGAGAACGCCAAGACAAAGAAUCAGACGCAGUCGCGGGAGGAGGAGGAGGCCACCUGGCAGCUGCACAUUCGGUCGCUGAAGGAGGCCGACCGUGGCUGCUACAUGUGCCAACUCAACACCAAGCCGAUGUUGAGCCAGCUGGGAUGCGUGGACGUUCUAGUGCCACCCGACAUCCUGAGCACCGGCACAUCGGACGGCGAGGUCUCCGUUCUCGAGGGUGAGAACGCCACGUUGUCGUGCAAGGCGUCCGGACGACCGCCGCCUCGCGUGUUCUGGCGACGAGAGAAAAGUGAAUUCAUACUCAUGAGAGGUGGUCACGACCCGCUGAUGCCAAUGGAGAGCCUGUCCGGCGAGAGGCUAGAAUUAAUCAGGGUAGACAGGAGGCAAAUGGGGGCUUAUCUUUGCAUAGCGAGAAACGAAGUGCCCCCGGCGGUCAGCAAGAGGGUUAAUCUCAAAGUAAAUUUCCCACCCAGCGCAAAGGUAUCGAAUCAGCUGCUCAGCUCCCCGCUGGACACGGACGUGUCGUUAGUCUGCUUGAUCGAGGCUUAUCCCAAGACGAUUAACUUGUGGAUGCGAAAGGAGAAAGUGAUCAUGAACGGAGAUAGAUACGAGAUCGACGAGCGGAGCAAUCCCGAGGAGGAAUGGAAGACAACGAUCGUGUUGAAGAUAAGGCGCUUGGAGAAAAAGGAUUUGGGCGAGUACACGUGCUCGGCUUCCUCCAGCAUGGGAAAAGCCGAGGCGAAUCUCAGAGUUCACGAGAUCGAGCGGCCGACCGAAUCCAGCCGCGCCACCUCAACCAACUCGAAGCGACUGAACCGAGGCAAGUCAAAGUCCGGACAAGGGGCGGUGGUCAAUCGGGUUUUCCACCAGCAGGUGAGCACGCCGGCGAUGCAGAAGAGCACCGCGCGAUUGAUCUACAACAACAGAUACGUGAGCACGUCGACGACCGCGGACCCGCGCGCGCACUUAAUUAAGGAGCACGGCGACGCUUUCAAGCACAACGGCAACAACGACAACCAGAAUCUCAAGGAUCGCAGCGACGCGUCCGCGACCAUUCCCGCCGGCAAGCAGAUCGUUUUGCCACUCUGCUUGCUACUGUUCUCCACGGUGCGAUAAAACUAGACGGACCACGACCACGACUACUAUUACUUCUACUACGACGACAAAGACGACGACGACGACGACGACAACGAGAGAAAAAAGAGGAGAGCUGUUCUCCGUCGUGAAAAUUAUUCCGCGAGUCAACGUGGGACCCAUGUUUAUCGAUCCUAGAGGACGACGAUCGAAAGAAAAUUCACCAAGAGCUUGCUUUCUCACAACGCGAGGGAAUAAUUUUCGGACGACAGUGACGACGACGACGACGACGACGAGGAUGAGGACGAGGACGAGGACAAGGACGACGUGGAGCUAAUGAAAGAACCAGCUGAUGCUCGGUUUAAUUAGUUAGAUUGAUGUUCUUAGGGAGGCGAGUUGGCGAGAAAUCGUAGGGACCCGCGAGCGUCUGGAGGCCGCUUACGCGGAAGGACAGACAAACAGAAGGGGUGAAGUUCGAUCCGCUAAUGCGCGCGAAUGCGAAUGUCCGAGACAACCGCCGCGAAUUUUUACGGAAAGACGCUUACGAAUGUAUUUUUUAUGACCCUUUUAUCCGUUGCUAACGUGCGAGCUGUUGGUUGGGAGGGUGCGGAAUGUGCUCUUUGGUUAGACUGAACGUAACGUUGCCCGGAUGUAUCUUUAGGAGGAUGCGAGAGGAGGGGUGGUUUUUAUUAUUAUUUUAACGGCGGACGAACGGUUGCUUCUCUCAUACUCUCUCUUGUUUUUUUUUCUUUUUUCGUGGUAUUAAUAGGUGACUCGGGGUGAGAUUUUAUAACAUUAGCAUCAAAAGCCUUAUAUACAUGCAGGGUGUCUAUCUCGAGCGAACCGUCGCCGUCAUUGACGAAACGGAGGAGCCGCGUGCGCGCGCGGUUUACAACCGGUUUAUUAAUGAUCGCUUUUUAACAUCGCGAACAUCCCGCGACUUUUCGUGGCGGUCCUCUCAUAUCCCAUGAUGACAGCCACGUUUCCUAUCAAAACGAGCGUCCGUUACGUUGCCACGUUUACGUAAUAUGUCUUCUCGUCGAUGAAUCAUCACGCGACCUUUCCGAGCAAUUGCGCGAUUGUACCCAAACGCAGACAAAUAAUUAGCAUACUAAUUUGUAUGUAAGAAGAGAUAAAACGAUAAAAUGUUUGUUCGUUUCCGAGUCGAAAUUUUCUCGUUCCACAUUAACCCUACAAAUUCGACAAAAAUUUGAAGGACUAAUGAAGAAUCUCGAAAUGUAACGUUCUACAAAAGCUAUUUUCCUACUCUGAUACUACAAAUGAUAACUUCUUAUCGUUUUCUUCAUGACGAGUUUCCAAAACAAACAUUUAAAAAUUAUCUUAUAUUGAUUAUCUUAAUAUUCUAUCUGUAUUUAAUCCUCACUCGUAAUUUCAUUAAGCAAUAUAUUAAUUAUGUAAUGAAAUUCAGCUGCAACUAGAAUAUGUGUAAUAAGCAAAUAUUAAAUAACACAGCCCCACAAAAAAGAAGUGGUCGGUGCCUAAAACUGGAUAAGUAUACUCUUAUGUAUAUUGAUCCGUUGAAUCCGAAUCCGAGGUCAGAAUUGGACAAUUGAUAGCUUUAUCGUCAAAACUUCAAAACUUCAAAAAAUUGAUCAUAACUUCACUUAACAAAAUUAAGCUGUA